UGUGAACGCGAAAUAUAUUCAACAAUCACGAGUCACCAGUGUGUUUGUAUACCUGACCGAAAUGUUGUUUGACCGGUUUCCCUGCUUACUGAGGUCCGUAGUCUGCAAAAUCCCUCCUACGGGUCGGUCAUCGGUUUACUUGCGCGUAACAAUAUUCAAUCCCAUAAAGUUUAUACAAAUGGAUAGAAAAAAUGCAUCUUUGAGACAAGUCCUAAAAUGUGUGUACCUAAGACAAAACAAUAUAUGAAGCAUAUCUUUAAUAUACAAGUUGUAUACGAAUUAUAAAUUGUGUCAAUUUGUGUGUGUUUAAAUAAGAAGCCGUUAAGCAACUGUGCUGAGACUUACAGCUAUGAUUUGAACCCCUUUAGGCAACGUAGUCUGGUAAUUUUUUGUGCCAUACUGCAUACACACCCUAAUCAUAAUCAUGGAAUCUUUGCCGCAACAGUUUGUGUCUGCAAUGAGGACACUGUUCGACAUUAUGGAUGAUAAACAAACUGGAUUUGUAAAAUUAACUGACAUUGAAAAUCGAUGGCGCGAUGACCGCACCAAGGGACUCCCGGGGGGCGUUAUAGAGAGUCUCCAAAAAGUAGCUUCCCACGACGGUUUACUGACCUUCGAUAGCUUCUGUACAGGACUCAAAAUUUGUCUUCUAAGGAACCAAGUUAAGAAAGCUCCGAAUAAAGUAGACUCGAUGAUCGAUAAUAUCGAAAAUAAUAUGCACAACCAAAUGCGUCCACCUUCCGCUCCUCUACUGGAUUUGGACCAUCGCAACUGGAAUAACGUCAGAAACUCUGGAAGUAGCUCAGCGCAGCACCGAACACAUAGCAUGCCGCAGUUGAUGGACGAAAAAAAUAUGCAAUUAACAGACGUAAGUCAAAGUAAAAUGUCGUUGUCGAAGCACGAAACUGUCCAUCGAACGGUGUACGGGCCGCCCAAGCCGCCCAGGCUCGAAAAAAGUGUAACGUCCAGAAAAGAUAUAUCGAGGAAGAGCUUCGAACCACAGGAUGCUAGAUCAGAUAACGAGCGCCUCGAACAUGCUAAAAUAGAUUUCGAAGAAAUAAGUAGAUCACUCAGCGCUGAAGAUCGUGGUUUGGGAGAUGGCCGGUCAGCGAAUAUAGCGAAUGGGCGGAAAACAUCUCGACGGCGCGAGCCCCGACGACACACACUGCACAACGGCGUCGACUACAAUCUCAUAAAGCGUAUGAAACAAAUUGAGCAAGAGAAGGACAUACUGCUGCAAGGCUUGAGUGCCGUAGAGGAGGCACGCGAGUGGUACAUAAAGCAGCUGGCAGAGGUUCAAGACAAAAUGCGUUACGCAGGAAGAAUGGGUGGAUAUGUGGAACCGUGGAAUGAGGCCCAUCAAGAGCGACUGGAGCUUUUGAGGGCGAGAAUUUUCGAACUCAACCGGCAGUUGGGUGCGCUCGCGACUGGUUGGCGCAACUGUCCGCUUUCGCUACACAUGAACCUUGCGUUACCCGCCACCACCAACAUUAAACCAACAUCAGGCGCACCAAGUAAUGCCACUGUUCUUCGAUCACAAAACAGAAUGCUAGCUGAGGUAACGGAAGUAAAUCGUAAAAAUGAAAGGAUAUCUGUGUUGGAAAGGGAAAAAUCUGCACUUAUAAGAGAAUUACUACUUCAAAGAAAUAGGACUAAAAUAGAGGACAAUUUUAACUAGCAAUAUUGCUAAUUUUAUGUUAGGUUAGGGGGCAUACAAAUUCAUGAAAGUCAACAGUUCAUUUACUCAAUACUGUUAAGUUGUAAGUGUACUAUUUGCAUUGCCUUCCGACUGCUG
This is a messenger RNA of Aricia agestis (brown argus), 1795 nucleotides long. Its product is annotated as suppressor APC domain-containing protein 2. Lineage: Eukaryota; Metazoa; Arthropoda; Insecta; Lepidoptera; Lycaenidae. Bases 425 to 1678 code for a protein of 417 amino acids. The record is from RefSeq and is a predicted model, not a curated record. The transcript is spliced from 3 exons.